UUGAUGCGCACUACUUGAAAAACGGGGAACCGACAAAGAUUUCUUAUCAGCAACAAAAGCGAGAUUAGAAUGCGUAGAUCUUCGACGGAGAGUCUCAGCUUCUAAGCUGGGAGGUGAUGGAAAGUAACGGUGUCAUGAAACACGCUGCAAGUGCCUGGGCAUUCCAGUUGGGACCACUGGCACGAACGGGCAAUACCAUGCCACCCAAAGAUGAUCCAGAAUUACAGAAACUUCGAAAAGAACUGGACGACAUGAUGAAAAAAAUCAAGGAGGAGCAGGACAAGGUAGCAGACAAAACACUACAGGACAUCUGUGGAGACAUGGCAGAUGCUCCGAAAGUGCGGCUCACCACAAAGAAGCUACUCAAGGGUCACAUCAACAAGGUCAACUCAGUACACUUCAGUGGAGACAGCAGGCACGCAGUGACAGGAUCAUUGGACGGCAAACUCAUCAUCUGGGACACAUGGACGGGUAACAAGGUGCAGGUCAUCCCACUGAGAUCAUCCUGGGUCAUGAGCGUGGCCUUUGCACCAUCUGGAAACUAUGUCGCAUGCGGGGGAAUGGACAACAUGUGUACCAUAUACGACCUAAACAAUCGUGACUCCACGGGAGCAGCAAAGAUCGUGCGAGAGCUUCUGGGAUACGAGGGCUUUCUGUCUUCGUGUCGCUUUCUGGAUGACAAGACAAUUAUUACUGGGUCAGGAGACAUGAAGAUCUGCUUGUGGGACCUGGAGGCAGGCAAGCGCUCCCUGGAGUUCGAAGCCCACUCAGGAGAUGUCGUAUCCAUCUCUCUGUCACCUGACUCCAAGACCUACAUAACUGGCAGUGUGGACAAAUCUUGCAGGUUGUGGGAUUUGCGUGAUGAGAAGCCCAAGCAAACAUUUUUUGGGCACACAUCUGACGUCAACUCUGUUUGUUUCCACCCGUCAGGCUACGCAUUUGCAACAGGAUCUGAGGACAAGACUUCUCGGAUGUUCGACAUACGUUCUGAUCAGAACGUAGCAACUUACUGUCCUCCGAACAGCACUUCAGGAUUUACAUCCUGUGGUCUCUCAUUCUCUGGUCGCUACGUGUUGUGUGGAAGUGACGACUCAUCUGUCCACAUCUGGGACACACUGAAGAACCAGCACAAUGGAUGUCUGACUGGUCAUGAGAACCGCAUCACAUCAUUGUCUGUGGCAGGGAAUGGGAUGGCUGUCGCAACAUGCUCCUGGGACAACAACGUUCGUGUUUGGGUGUGAUUUGUCCGCAUGUCUGACUACGUGGUACUGACAAAGUUGCCUGACCCUAUUUUUUGCCAGUUCAAUCCACUUCAAAACAUAUUUAAAAUAAAUUUUAAUAAGAUAUUGUAGGUGCGUCAUAUUGUGAUUUAUUUAAAUAGUAUUAAAAAUAUAUUAAAA
Molecule: messenger RNA, 1400 nt
Organism: Zootermopsis nevadensis
Lineage: Eukaryota; Metazoa; Arthropoda; Insecta; Blattodea; Termopsidae
Gene: Gbeta76C
Product: guanine nucleotide-binding protein subunit beta-2
Biological process (GO): signal transduction
Molecular function (GO): protein binding
Source: RefSeq, a predicted model, not a curated record